This is a messenger RNA of Hibiscus syriacus, 691 nucleotides long. RefSeq lists its product as uncharacterized. Gene Ontology annotation, cellular component: mitochondrion. Lineage: Eukaryota; Viridiplantae; Streptophyta; Magnoliopsida; Malvales; Malvaceae. The record is from RefSeq and is a predicted model, not a curated record. The coding region runs from base 1 to 471 and encodes 156 amino acids. The transcript is spliced from 4 exons.
AUGGUAAGAACAUCCCCAUACACCAAGGAACUCACAUUGGCGGAUCAGAUAAAGCAUUUGGAGUUCAACGAGAACCAUGCCAAGUGGUUAGAACUUAGAAGAGGCGUUUGUCGAUCAUUCGCUCACCUCGACGCCGUUUCGCAGCUAGCGACUAGAACCAUCGGGCAUUCGCCACAUUAUUGGUUGCUGAACGGCCAACGAAGGAAAGGAAGAGAAUCAGUUGCGAUUCUCUCCAUGGAUCUGCAGGACUUCUUGCUUCGCGCUCGAGUGCUCAAGCUUUACAGACAAGCUCUACGGACUGCUGGAAGAGCUCCUCGUGAUUCUAGAGCUGAAUUGAAGCAGUUGAUUAGGCAAGAGAUGGAGAGUAAUCGAGAUUGCAAGGAUAAACAAAAGAUCCGCUUCUUGCUUAGUGAAGGAACCGAGAUGUUGAAAGGUCUGAGUGAGAUGCUUGGCAUGCAGGGACAUUGCUAGUGGAAUCAGUGAAGCUGCCUGCCUGCCUGCAGCAUUUGGUGUAUCUUCACUAACACAAUGUUGAGCUGUAAACCAGCAGCUCAAGUUAUCAAACAAGUCAAAUUCUAUCUUAAUGCCUCUUCAGUAGUUCGUGAACCUAAUUUAGUUUUUUUAGUUGGUAUUGAAAAAAAAAACAAACUUGGUUCAAACUAAAAUACAAGUAUUUGUGUUUUGAAGCAGA